This is a messenger RNA of Pleuronectes platessa (European plaice), 3037 nucleotides long. It is a transcript of the gene pros1, whose product is annotated as protein S. The record is from RefSeq and is a predicted model, not a curated record. Lineage: Eukaryota; Metazoa; Chordata; Actinopteri; Pleuronectiformes; Pleuronectidae. The coding region runs from base 69 to 2129 and encodes 686 amino acids. The transcript has 14 exons. Gene Ontology annotation, molecular function: calcium ion binding. Gene Ontology annotation, cellular component: extracellular region.
CCCCCUCUCUCUCUCCCUCCCUCUCUCUCUCUGUAGUCACAGGAGCUCCGAGCCAGACGAGGCCUCGCAUGAAGAACGGCUCGACUAUGUGGAGGAGGAAGAAACGUCCUCUCGGGGAAACCUUGGCCUGUCUCGUGUUUCUCGUGACGCUCGUCGAUGCCCAUCGAUUCCUGAGCCAGACCUCAGCCUCCCAGUUCCUGAGGAGGCACCGGAGAGCCAACUCUCUGUUUGAGGAGAGCAAGAAGGGCAACAUGGAGAGGGAGUGCAUCGAGGAGCUGUGCAACAAGGAGGAGGCCAGGGAGAUCUUUGAGAACGAGCCGGAGACGGAAUACUUCUAUCCCAAAUAUGUUGUGUGUCUUGGUUCACACCGUGUCGGCAUCAACAACCACAACUCGGACUCUUCCAUCCCAUCGGACCUCCGCACCUGUGUGAACGAGAUCAGUAACCAGUGCACACCGUUUCCAUGCUACAAGGAGGGUACAGAGGACUGCAAGGACGGCCAGGCCACCUUCACAUGUGUGUGUAAGCCCGGCUGGAAGGGGGUUCGCUGUGAGGACGACAUCGAUGAGUGUUCAGAUCCUGAAUUUCCAGCGGGAUGUAAUCAAAAAUGUUACAACGUCCCCGGCAGUUUCUACUGCAUGUGUGAAGAGGGCUACCUCAUCAAUGACAAAAUCAACUGCGAGGAUAUCAACGAGUGCCUCAUGUAUCCCAGUAUUUGUGGAAAACCGGCUAAAUGUGUCAACACGCCUGGGAUAUAUGAGUGCCAGUGUCCGCCGGGAUUUAGAUACAACUUCUCUUCCAAAACCUGCAGCGAUGUAGACGAAUGUGAGUGGAGCGUGUGUGACGGCACGUGUAUAAACACAGUGGGCAGCUUUGCGUGUCACUGUGAUGGUCGUCAGGGCUUUCGUUUGGUGGACAAUCAACGGUUCUGUGAGAAAAUCCCUGUUUGUGUGGACCUGUACGACCACAAACACUCAGAGAUGCUCUACCUGGGGGAGCAUUUCUCAGGCCUGCCGGUCAUCUACCUGCUUUUCCGUCUGCCGGAGAACACAAAGUUUGCAGCAGAGUUCGACUUCCGCACGUUCGACCCAGAGGGAGUUGUUCUGUACGCUGAGUCCUCCCAGGACUCGUGGUUCAUGUUGGGGCUGAGGGACGGUCGCAUUGAAGUCCAGUUCAAGAACCAGCACACGUUCAAGGUCACCAGCGGAGGAAAAGCCAUAAAUGAUGGACAGUGGCAUGUGAUCUCUGUGGAUGAACUGGAAAGCAGCAUCAGUGUGAAGAUCAGCAAGGAAGCUGUGAUGAGCAUCAACAGCCCUGAGAGUCUCUUUACUUCAGUUAAUGGCAAACUGGAGACCAAGGUCUACAUCGCCUGUCUGCCCAACCGCACAGACAACAUCAUCAAACCUAUCAACCCUCGACUCGACGGCUGCAUCAGGGGCUGGAACUUGAUGAAUCAAGGAGCAUCUGGGGUGAGGGAGGUCAUCCAGGAGAAGAAGAGUAAACAUUGCUUUGUGUAUGUGGAACGAGGGUCUUUCUUCACUGGGGCAGGACUGGCACACUUCAACAUUGACUACAGUGAUUCUGGAAGCUGGAAAGUGGAUAUAAAGCUGAACAUACGUCCGUCCAGCAGCACAGGCGUCCUCUUUGCUCUUGUCUCCAAUAACAUAGUCCCCUUAUCGGUCGCUGUAGUAACGAAGGGCGAUGGAGAGGCUGACCUGCAAGUGUUCUUGGACGGUGUCUCCGUGGCGAAGCUGGACUCACUGAUGUUGUGUUACCCUGAGCGGCUGACACUGCAGCUGAGCGUGACUCCCACAGAAAUCCAAAUCUCAGCCAACUCCUCCACGGUUACGUACAUGGCAUCUGAUGCCCUGCAGGUGGCACUGGAGCGCCUCAAUACCACCAUGCAGAAACCCAUCAGUACAUACAUUGGUGGGAUACCAGACGAAGUCCCGUUACCUGCCACCCCUGUGACGGCGUUUUACCACGGCUGCAUGGACAUCUCUGUCAACGGCCGCCAGCUGGACUUCGACGAGGCUCUCGGCAAACACAACAGUAUCAAGAGUCAUUCCUGUCCUCCCUUCUCUCCCCCCGAAGUCCAACAUGAUCCACCGCACCCGCACACAAAGUGACCUUAAUUAACUGCAGUGUCACUUUUUGCAGCGUCCCACAGUGGCCACCUCCUGGGACAUUUUGGAAUGAGAGAUAUAUAUGGGAUGGUGGGGGAGGGGGGUUUGAGAAAUGGCAAGAAGAGGAAAUAGAGGUAGAUGGUUAUAGUCAUUUUUGUCGACUUUCUCAGAUCGGUUUAUUUUAAGCUUUUGGUAAAUACAGCAUUAUUGCUCCUGUUCUGGGAGCAUUUCGUCCAGUUUUUUUUGUGCUUUUGUUUUUCUUAGUGUUGCACAGUGAAAGCUGGCUUGCCAGUGACCUACUCAGAAACUGGAUGACGUAGUCAUAGCACUUUGUUGCAAUGAAUUCAAUUCUUUCCAAGAGGCUUUGAAAUAGAGCUGAGCUCUGUAGUGCACUUACCAUGUGUUGAGCAAGAGAUGGGUGAUGUUUGUGUAGAGGAUUAAACAAAUGGUCACAUUGGACCAGGCUGGGAGACCACCUGCAUCUUUUUUCUCCUUGCUGUUGAAUCAUAGUACGAUGUCUAAAAUCUCGUUCACUUAGGUCUCAUUGAGAAAGACAUCUGGAGAAAACCAGCUGAAAUUGUGUGGGUCGGUUGUGGCGGGGAAAACCACAGAGGAGAAAGUGGAGCCGCCAGGCUUUCGAUCCAACUCUGCUCCAAUUUCUUGAUUGAAUCAUUAUCCCUAAGAAACAUGUGUUAUGAUUUAAUCGUUCCCAGAACCCACCAUUAUUGUCACCACCUCUCAUUGUGGCUGUAAAAACAUCAGCUGUUCUUCUAUUUCUGUCCUCAUCUUCAGCGUUCUCCUGUGUACACUAUUUGACUUGUAUAUAAAACAGGCCAUCUUUAAUAUAUAACUUAAAUGUACUUGUUCAUUGUUGUUUGUUUGUUAAAAUAAAACUGAGCAAAGCAAUCUCA